CAGAAGUUCCUUCUCCUCUGUGUUGUGUUUUCUUUUGCCAACUCAACUUCGAACUCAAAUCAAGCAAUCAAUUUCAAAUCCAAAAAUGGGGAGCUCCACAACCUUCUGUGCCUUCUUCCUCGUGUGUACGAUCUUGUCCGUCCACGUGGCGCAAUCCUCAUCCUCCACCCUCGACCUGGACACCUUUUUCCUCCCUCUCAAAUCCGGCUGCCGCGGAUCCGUCGCCGAGUGCAGCCUCCUCGCCGGCGACGACGACACCGAGUUUCUGAUGGAGUCGGAGAGCAACCGGCGCAUUCUAGCAGGAAGGAGCUACAUAAGCUACGGUGCGCUGAGAAGGAACACUGUCCCUUGCUCCCGACGUGGCGCCUCCUACUACAAUUGCCGCCCUGGCGCUCAGGCCAACCCCUACAGCCGUGGAUGCAGUGCUAUCACCCGAUGCAGGCGUUGAAAAAGUUAUUCUUCUCUUUUAAUUUCAUUUUUUUUUAUAUAUAUAUAUUUUUGUAAUUGAUGAAAAUUGUCAUGCCACUACAUAUAUACAAGUAGAGAAGAGAAAGAAGACAAGUAGAGAUGAAUAAAAUCCAAUUGCCGCCGUUUGUAUCUGUAUCUGUAUUGUAAUUUAAUUUAAUCUUAGGUACACAUAAUAUUAUUAUUAUUAUUAUGAUUUGGUUGUGCCAAAAUUA
This is a messenger RNA of Glycine soja, 680 nucleotides long. Its product is annotated as protein RALF-like 33. The coding region runs from base 86 to 448 and encodes 120 amino acids. NCBI's taxonomy places the organism in Eukaryota, Viridiplantae, Streptophyta, Magnoliopsida, Fabales, Fabaceae. The transcript has a single exon. The record is from RefSeq and is a predicted model, not a curated record.